Messenger RNA from Petromyzon marinus (sea lamprey), 4234 nucleotides. RefSeq lists its product as uncharacterized. NCBI's taxonomy places the organism in Eukaryota, Metazoa, Chordata, Hyperoartia, Petromyzontiformes, Petromyzontidae. The record is from RefSeq and is a predicted model, not a curated record. Gene Ontology annotation, biological process: regulation of DNA-templated transcription elongation. Gene Ontology annotation, cellular component: nucleus; DBIRD complex. Gene Ontology annotation, molecular function: DNA binding.
UUGUGCAUGUCGUUUCAUUCGGAGCGGCUUUGCGUUGUGACGUCAUCGCGCUUUUGUGCAAUAUAUGCAGGGACGUCAUCGCGUCGUGACGCCAUUCUCUCUUCGCGGGGACCUUAAGAUGGCGUCGUACAGAGGUGGUGGUGGUAGCUACUACCGUGGGGAUAACAGUGGCAAUUGGGACAAUGAUGGAAGGAGGUCGACAAGAGCUUCUGAUGUGCAAGACUCAUACGAAGCCAUGCAUAAAGACAACAGAAGUGACGGUAAUUACAGCACAGCUGCUGCGCUGCUGAGCACCAUGCUGAAGAUGAUGACUUCGGACGGAUCCCAGCCUGCCGCCUCAGUCUCAGAAUCGGGCUAUCCGAAGGAUUGGUCGUCGUCACAAGAGUACAGCUAUCGCAGAUCGAAUGACUCAUCACAGCUAGGAUCCGGUUAUAGUGCAGGCUACAGCGAGCCUUACAACAGUCAGAUGCCCCGUCAAACCACCGACUACAACUACCAGCCGCGCAGUGGGCAGCAGAACCAAGGCCAAUAUGGCCGCAGCAGCAGCAGCUCAUGGCAGCCCUAUAAUGCUUGGCAGGACAGGGGGCAUGGCUACUCGAAGGGGCAUGACUUCUCGCAGGGCACUGGAUGGCAGCCGAGUGGUCGGGGCAAGCGGGGCAAAUUUGUGGGCAGCUACCGAGGACGUGGCGGUAUGCCCAAUGCGCAGUGGAAAUCUGACGGGCAGGGCUACGGAAACCAGACUGCCAGGCCUGGGCAGGGCUCUUCGAAUUGGUCCAGUCAGCGCUCAGGCUCUCAGGGUCAGGCGGGGAAGUUUGACUUGCGCAGCCAACCAGCUAAGCAGACCCCUGUGAGCGGGGCCAAGGUUCCAAGUCUUGUUGGUGGUGUAGGGCAGAGAAAAGAGAGCACUGCGCCAAAGGGCCAGGUCGGCCAGCAGAGCUUGCCGGCCAAGGCUGCCCCCACUACCAAGGCAGUUGGCACGGGGCUGUCCAAAAACCAAAAGCGGAAAAUGAAGUGGCUUCCAAACAAGAUCAACGCGAACCCGGCGAUGGUGCCCGCUCAGAAGCUGCCGUCCUCAGGCGCCCAGCCGGGGGAUGGGGCUUCUGCAGCAGAGAAGGGCCACCUCGGCAAGCAGCCGGUGAGCAGUGCCGGCUCGGAGGUGGGCGGCGGCGCCUGCACGGGACCGUCUGGCAUGGCCAAUGUGCCGUCUGCCGGCGAGGCAAACGAAGUGACAAAUAUACAGCAGUCUGGAGGCACAGUGAAGAGGAAACUGACCCAGGGUGAGCAGCCGUUGGCCAAAAAAACCAAAUUUGAAGAUCACUCACCAGAGAGUGAAACCACCAGUAUAUUUGGAGGACUAUGGUCAACGAAACCCAAGGGCCCUAGACGCAAAGGUACCAAAAAGCCACAGUAUGGCUGCAGCCUCUGCCAGAUCCGCACGAACAAAGCGUUCUUCAUCAAGGGACACUUGGAGAGUGUGUACCACCAACAGUCGCUCGCUUUCCUUGAAGAGGAGUUCGACAAGGAUGUCUCCAAGUUCCUGCAUAAGCUAAUCUGGAGGAAAGCCGAUUUUGUUAUGAAGCGGGGAAACGAAUCUAAGUGCGUCCUUGGCAACAGUGACGACAUCUUCACGCGGACUUCAAAGCGAGCAGAAAGAGAAGCAAUCGUUCUGGAUGAAGCACUGGAGAUGAGAACAGCAGUGCAGUGUCAUGCCUGCAAUAUGUUUGUGCCGUACACAUUUUCAAUGGUGGCUCAGCACCUUGAAUCUCCGGAGCACCAGCAGAAUAAAUUGGUGUACGUGACUGAAAGGAAGACGGUGGUGGUUGCUGUUGCCAAGAGCAUUCUGGGAAACGACAACAACUCCGUCCUCCUCAAGCACUUCAAAGAGGGCAAAGAACCCUUUAACAACCCCGAAUAUGAACACCUCUUCAUUUUCUCUGGCCAUGGCAAGAAGCAGAAUCCAGUGGUAGUGGCCAGCGAAGAAACCAGCAAAGAAACAGCCGCUAAAGAUGAUGCAGAAGCCGGGGAGGCAGCAGCCGAGCUGGCUACGCAGCAGAGCUCUGAGCAGACACCCGCUGAUGACGGAGAGAUGCAAGGCACUGCACAGGAAGGUGCAGACGAUGAUCUUCUGAAAGAAGACGAGCUCGCAGAGGCUGUCGCUGGGGAGCCCAAGUUGUCGGAGGGUACCACUGCUGACGGUGUUUCAGGCGAAGAUGUGGCCAAUCCCCCUUUUGACCAUUUGGAAACAGAAACGCAGGAGGGCGAUCUCGGAGGAGAUGGAGUUGUUGUUGACUACGACGGCGAAGAGGCGGGGAGCCACGGAGACUGCGCCGCCACCGUGCCGGCAGGAGAAGAAGAAGAAUCGUUUCUUGGCUCCGUUGCUCAGGGCGAUGCUCAGGAAGGGCAAUACGUAGAUGGUGAGGAGUCGGCGUCUGCUGUCAAGACGACGUCUGUCCUGGAAGAGGCGGUGUCGCUGCCCGCAGAAACCCCUCCAUUUUUUGAGGACACCAUCCCGUCCGAUUGGAGCCUGGGGAACGCGAGCGUGGAGGCGCCCAUCGUCAUGAGAGGAAGAGGAACGGCCGCCGUUGCCCGAAAAAGUUCGUACGUGACGCGGAAGGCCGGGAGGGGUCGUGGUGGGGCCAGCAAAUCUAAGGCCACAUAGAGGGCCUUGUUUCAAUGCACAAGUUUAUUUGCAAAAUGUGCAGCCCAUUUUUUUUAUUUCCUCCAAUUUCUGCCGUCAUCGUUUUCAGGUCUUUGGUAUGCACGUUGGACGACGGCAUGCAUUACUGAAGUUGGGCCACAUGUUUGCAAUGUUAACUAAUGCCCCAUACACACGUCUUUCAAAUCCGGCCAGUGCCCUAAUGACAUCGUCGCAAUGGGUUAAGUGCUCUUGUCACGCCAGCGUGUUAUAUUGUUCAUCAGACCCUUCACUGUCAUUCUCCCUGUGUGAGUGGUGGCGUGGUUUUGUUAUGCAUGCUGAACGUCUUUCACACCGAACGUAGCCAGCCGUGCUAAUUGGAGGUGUGGGGGAAGGACUACAAACUAAAAACAAAAAGCAGUUCUGAAGAAAUCAGCUUUCAAUCCAGAUUUUUUUAAGUGAAUAGCUCCAGUGGCUUAUUAAUAUCGGAAGGAAGAGCGUUCCAGAUGGCCCCAGAAGCGCCAUCUGAAAGUGCGCAAUGCAGUCACCAGCUUUGUUCGAUGGUUAGCCAAAAGUCCUUGUGAGAAUGACCAGAGUUUCUGUGAUGGUUAAUGAUUGAUUCAGGAUUUAACACAUUGCAGUUUUCAGGAUGUACAAUUUGGUUUUUAAAUGGACCAAGAUUGUUAAAAUAAGCUUUUGAUAAAAUGUUAAACGUGUUCCAUAUAUCAGAAUAGGUUGUUCCGUUUUAUCUGGCAACAAAACAGAUGUUGAGAUGUUAAAACAACUGAAAUGUAAUGAGGGUGGUGUUUGAUUGAUUUGCAUGCUGCAAAGCGAGUUCAGUUUCCUGGGUUCGAAUCCUGGCAGUACAUGACAUCAGUGGCUAUUGAUAUCUGAAAUCCUGUCCUUAUAGAUUGACUGAGCCUCCGAUUAGGCACGGUUUGCUAACGUACGGUCCGAAAGAAGUUCAACUAUAUUCAUCAGUGGAAACCUGUGCGUGCUACCGAUGAUUUCACUUCCACUUUUUCACUUAACUACUAGUCCUUCAAUAGCUGCUUCCCUGACAUUUUGUAGGAAACAAUGGACCUGUGUUUAAUACCAGUAGAUUAAGUGUAUUCAAGAGCAGAUGGAGUUUUUAAUUGUAUGCUGUUAUAUGUUAAAAGACUAAUGCGGAAUUCAAUUAUCUUCCAUCAUUCAAAGUAUUGAUUUUCAGAAUCGCCCAUAGUUUCCUCCUAUAUCUGAAUUUAGGCAAGUAACAUUUAUCACAUUAAUCUACAGUGUAAGGGGUAGAAGUUUUUAAUAACUACUUGGUAAAAUAUGACCUGGUUUUAUUGUUGUUCAUUAAUGUUUUUUUGUUAUUCUAGAUUAUUGCGGAGGGGUUGGCGCUUUUGAAUGUUUAAUUUAGAUGCUUUGUUGUAGUCCAUGUGUAGUCACGUGAAGUAGAUUUUGGUUUGCCACGUGAGAAAUCCCAGAGACUAGGGUGAUUUAUUUGCGAGUGAGAUCCUGGGGUCAUGGAAAUUACAAUGCAAGUCUGUACACGUGGGAAAUUCAAAGUUGUGUCCAAAGGUAAAUGUAUUCACGAAUAAAUUCCUUCGAAUGCAA